This is a messenger RNA of Racocetra fulgida, 1323 nucleotides long. The record is from the annotation of a GenBank genome assembly. Lineage: Eukaryota; Fungi; Glomeromycota; Glomeromycetes; Diversisporales; Gigasporaceae.
AUGGAAGAGUUGUAUAAUAAUAUCGAAUUGCUUAAUUUUCAAAAUGUAAUGGAUCUUGAAGAAUAUAUAGAUUAUUCAGAAGAAAAAAUUGAACCUCAACAGGUUGAAAGUGAUGAGGAAAAUGACAGUGUAGACAUGCCCCAAAUUACUUAUAAGGAAGCAUUAGAUGCUGUUUACCGGAUGGAGUUGUAUCUUAUGCAACAAGACCUUAAUUAUGUGGUUCAAACAGAACAUGACAUAGCUUUGUCAAAAUUGUAUAAGUUAAUUAAAAUGUCAAAUACACAUAUAACACCUGGUGAACUUAUUAAAACUGGUACAAUAGUUCCAGAACUUCACUAUGGUUCAUAUUUACGAGAUUGGUGGGUUUUUUCAGAAGAAAAUCCAUCUUAUCCUAUUCCUAUACGAUUAGGACUUGAAGUUAUGAUACAACUUCAUAAAAAUCCUUUUAUUAUUCGUGUAGUACGUUCUAUACACAGUCCUUUACAACCUGGAUAUAUUUGUGAAGGAAGUGGACAGAGUAGUGGUAUUGUUACAAGUGCUUCUACAGCAAUAACUUCUGUUUAUCAAUCUAUUUUCGGUACUAAAACUAGGUUUUCAGGGCUCGCAUAUUUGGGUUUAGAUCAAAAUAAAACAGCACAAAAAUUAUUAGAAAAUGUUACUUUUUGCCCCUUUAUUAUUAAGCUAGAAAGUAUAUCGAUUUUUGUGGGUUCACUUGGUAAAAUUACACAUUCAAAUAAAGUUGGUAAUCAUUAUACCACAUCAUUAUUUUAUAAAUAUAAAACAAAACAGUCAGUUUUUUUACAAUGUAUCAAUGACAAUUCAUAUUCAAUUACGGUUUAUCAAGAUAGUCAAGUUGUUAAUGAAUAUAGAGACACCUCACCAAAUGCCGUUUGGCAACAAACUGGAGUAUUAAAAUCUAUUUGUGGCGAAACUUUAUUUGCCAUAAAUCAUCCCACAACUUUAUAUAAUUUAGAACAAAUAUAUAAAACCAAAUUUCAUUAUCAAAUAUCUAUACCCAAUAAUUGUACAGUAGCAGAUUGGGACAAUAAAAUAAUUAUGAAUCAUCUAUUUGAAUUACAUUUAAAAAAAGCAGUUAGUAAAUCAAAUGAAGGAUGGCAUCGGGUAUUUCAAAGUUGGAAACAGCAGAAAAGUAAUAUAAUAGAACUUCAUACUCAUAUUAGAAAAACCUAUGGACAAGAUUAUGAAUUUCGAAAUCGUGAAUUAUGGGCAUGGCGUGCAGUAUUUCGUGCAGCUGGGUGUACAGAGAUUACUCCAUGUAACAAGGAAAAUUCAGAGGUAAUUACAAAUAAAUUAAUAUUAUAA